Messenger RNA from Cucurbitaria berberidis CBS 394.84, 2255 nucleotides. RefSeq lists its product as uncharacterized. NCBI's taxonomy places the organism in Eukaryota, Fungi, Ascomycota, Dothideomycetes, Pleosporales, Cucurbitariaceae. The record is from RefSeq and is a predicted model, not a curated record. The coding region runs from base 99 to 1844 and encodes 581 amino acids. Gene Ontology annotation, cellular component: extracellular region. The transcript has 3 exons.
GGAGGUUGGAUGGAUAACGUAUAUCUAUACUCCGCCCCUCCUCUUCCAGCGGAGUGUUGCAUCCCCCGCACCUGCGUCGCCUUCUGUCCCUCUUCGUCAUGGUUCAUAUGCAUUCCCUAGCAGUGCUCUGCGCCGCCAUAGUGGGCAUGAGCAGAGCAGCUGCCCUAGGUUCCGCCCAAGAAUAUGCUGACGGCUCCGUCCACGCUCGCAUAAUGGGGAUGAAAAUGGCACAAUGGGACGCAGAGCUUGCAUCCGGUCAGAUGGAUAGCUCGAAAUACCCUGAGCUUGGCUACGCACCUUGCGAAAAUGGGUUUGCGGCCGCGAUUCGCGGAGAUUCCAAUAAUACCUUCAAGUGCAACAACAUUGAUCUGUACCACUUCCUCUCGCACGCUGAUCUUGGCAGCAACAAGGCUCGAGGUUCAUCUUCUUGGGGUUGGACCUCGAAGGACGGAAGGGAGUUCGUCGCUAUUGGGCAAUUCGACGGUACUGCAUUCGCGGAAAUUAGCAGCGAGGGCAAGCUGGUAUAUUUAGGUCGACUGCCUCAAUAUGAUCGCAUUGGUUCGAAUUGGAGAGAAAUUCGAGUAGUCGGAGAUUACGCCAUCAUUGGGUCUGAGGCGAUCAACAGUGGUGUCCAGAUCUUUGAUCUAAAAAAACUACUCGACCUCGACCCGAAGAAGCCUACAAACUUUACCCAGGAUGAUCUAACUGGCCACUGGAACGAGCUGCCUGUGGGGCGGACACACAACAUCGUGGUGAACGAGGAGCUAAACUAUGCGAUUGCUGUGGGUUCGGUCGGUGGAAAUGAAACAAUCAGGGUAAGGGGAGACCUACCCUGCCGUGGUGGACUGAUCUUCAUCAACAUUACCGACCCUGCGAAUCCUACCAGCCCCGGCUGUGCAGCUGGCGAUGGCUAUGUACACGAUGCUCAGUGCCUCGUCUACCGUGGCCCAGAUACUCGGUAUCAAGGACGCGAUAUUUGCUACGCCUACAACGAAGACACUCUUACGAUCUACGAUGUCACAAACAAGGUUGGCAAUGUUACUAACAUCAUCUCGAUAACCAGCUACCCUGGAGCUGAAUACGUGCAUCAGGGCGUGGUUAACAACGAAACAUGGCAAGAGUACAUCUUCCUCGACGAUGAGUUUGACGAGCGCGAUGCCCGUGUCGGCCCCAUGACACAGGGCCUACCCACAACGCACAUCUUCGAUAUUCGAGAUCUGGAAAACCCGUUCUAUAGCGGCAACUACGAGGGAAAGAGACGCGCAAUUGAUCACAACCAGUACAUCACCGACGGCUACUCGUAUCAAUCAAACUAUGGCGCAGGCCUCACGGUCCUUGACAUCAGGAGCAUAACGGAAGAUCCGAGCGGAAACAGUAUCUGCGAGGCGGGUUUCUUCGACAUCUACCCCGAGGACGAUGAUAAGGAGGGAGGAGGCACUGUGGCGUUUCUGGGAUCCUGGUCGUCCUAUGCGAAUUUCAAGAGCGGGUUCAUUUUCGUCCACACCAUUGAGCGUGGCUCGUUUGUCGUCAAAAUGACUAGCAAGGAGUGCCCCAAGCCAGCGGUUUGUGAAGCAGAUAGCUGUCUACGGUCACUGCGCACUGCGAACGUCAAAGGCCGCCUUGAAGAGAGCCAGGCGUUUUGCGGAAACUUUACAGUCAGGCAGGUCGAUGACCAGCGUGCUAUCCCGGACUAUGCGCGAGCGGGGUGUGUUGGGAAUUCGACGGACGUUAUUGCGAGGGUUAGCAGUGCUUGCGCUUGUGUGCCUACGAGAGCGGUUCCCGAGCUGCCGAGGACUACAAGUAGGCCGCCUGUUCCUACUGUGCUUCCACCGAAGAUGAAGUAGGAGAGGGCAAUGAGUUCAAGCCUAGAUGUCUUUAGAGGUACGUUCAUUUGCGGGAAAUGGAUGUAUUAUAUGAAGAAAAUAUCCCCAACGCCCAAGAAACAUGUUUUAAAGAAUGAAAGAACGGUAGAACCAGUACAUCACGCAAAUGGAAAUGAGUGUGGCGCUUCUCUUUAGGAGAUCUUUGAUUCUGGAAAGGCCUGGUUCUCUCCGUCGUAGUGAAACAAGACUAAGAGACUUGUCGAAUAGCCAAAUGUAUCAGCGCAUAUGAUGGCUAGUGGAAGCGUUAUAAUGUGUUCAUAGUCGUGUAUAGAAGAUGGAGGAAGCGGUCCUGGAGUAGCGGCUCUGGAAGCGGCUAGCGCCAUUAGCCACCAGUGGCUUGUUUUGACAUUUUUAGAGCGACGUCAUUGUAUU